AUGGCAGAAGUAGAGAAAAAGGUGUAUCCAGACUCCACGUACAAGUGGCCUACUCCCUUCGUCAACUUUAUUAAUGCCAGCGCAUACCCUAAAUGGGAGCCUGUUGACACAAAAGCAAAGACCGUCCAGGUGUUUAAGUUCUCCUUCUACUCCACCGUCGGCGCUUACGCCUGGUUGUACUUGUGGAAGAGAACCACCUUCAAGAUCGGCUUGCCAUUGGCUGUGUCUGGAUUUGCCACUGUGGCCACUGCCACCAAGGGUAUGAUCACCAACUUGAGAGAGAAAAACGAUGGCUGGAACACCUUCUGGGCCGUUGCAGCAGGUAACUUGGCCUGUUUGACAAUCGGCUUCAAGCACAUGCCUGUCAAGCACAAGGUGUUGGCCGGUGUUUCUGGUGCUGUGUUGACGGCUGCUAUUGAGCAGUUCACGUGGGCUCAGUCUCCAAGUUUUGCUAGCAGAGAUGUGAAAUUCGCUGCUGCCAACACAGGCGACGAGUUGCCACAGCAGCAGUUCUGGGAUGUGUGGAAGAGAAGACCAUUGUCGCAGACCGUGGAGGCUUUGGGAGAGGGAAGAGGUAUUUUCAAGCAGUAA
Molecule: messenger RNA, 591 nt
Organism: Sungouiella intermedia
Lineage: Eukaryota; Fungi; Ascomycota; Pichiomycetes; Serinales; Metschnikowiaceae
Source: the annotation of a GenBank genome assembly